Molecule: messenger RNA, 5845 nt
Organism: Petromyzon marinus (sea lamprey)
Lineage: Eukaryota; Metazoa; Chordata; Hyperoartia; Petromyzontiformes; Petromyzontidae
Source: RefSeq, a predicted model, not a curated record
AAAAGUGUAUUGAUUGUGGGGAGCAGUGGCGUAAUGGCUAGCGCACUAAACGAACCCGGCGACCUGAGUUCAGAUCUAGCUCUCGAAGUCAACGUCGGUGGCGAAUAUUUGAACCUGUUCUUGGUCUUCCUUAAGUCGUACCUGGUGCGGUCUGUAGGAAACAUCAGCGCUGUGGAGACAAACUUGACCGUGCGUGAUGUUGGCCACUCAUCCUCGUUAGAGUACCGGCCUUCCAAACAUUACUUGCCCCAACAGUCUAUUAAAGGCUGUACGGAGAAAGUUAUUUUUUUAAAUAUGAAUUUGUGUAUAAAGUAGUGUACUAUGCCUACACGAUAAUUUACCCUAGCCACGUCGCUGUUUUUGUUAUAACUUAACAAAACAACCCGAGCGCCCGUUAUCCCGAAUUGGAAACCCAGCCCUUCGAAAUCCCACCGAAUGGUGCGGCGUUUGUGCAGUAACAGUAGCAAGUAGCGAGCUGCAGCAGCAGCAUCGUCGGGACAACGGCAGCUUCUGCAUUUUAAGGCCACGGCCGUGAAACAGAGAGAGAGAGAAAAAAACCCCACACAGACCUUCCUCUAAUCACCGAGCUGAUCGAAACGCCAAAAUAGGCUUCCUUAUCUUGCUAGCUGCAGCUUUAAGAGUGCUCGCUCGCUCGAGUGAGAGAGCGAGAGAGAGAGACCAGCCAGGCAAGACAACAACCCACGCGUGCAGAAGAACCUCGCAGAGCGAACGGACAUUCGCCCCAGAGGGCCGUCGUUUCAGAGCGGCGCGUCGCAACCACGGGACGGGGCCGCUUCAACAGCGGCGGUGUCGUCGUCGGAGGAGGAGGUGGCGGGUAGAGCCGGGGAAAGAUUUGCGCGGAACUUCGCCACGUAUACUCGCAGAGAGCAGCAGCAGCAGCGUUUGGCUCAGUUGCUUCCUAUCGACUAACGGUCCACCCCAAUGAAGCGCUGUCCGUCGUGAGUGACGACCAAGCCCUCUUCGUCGAUUCGCCCGCGUUCGUGUCCUCGGCGCUCCAGGGCACGGCGGGCGCGCCCGUGGGUGGCUCCUCUUCGCUCCUCAAGGGAGAGAUGACCGCCUCGGCUCCCGGUGAAUUCACGCAGGGUGGCCGGCUGAGCCCUCUUCCCCAGACGGAGUGGUUGGCGCAGGGCGGGCGCGUGAGCGUCAAGCGGGAGUACGAGCACAUCAACGGCAGCAGGGAGUCGCCGGUUGAUUGCAGCGUGACCAAGCGAGCUAAGAUGCCUGCGCCGGGCGCGGUGGAGGUGUCACAGCCGGGGUACGGCGGCUACCUGGACGACAAGGGGCUGGCGCCGCCCAACACGACGGCCAGCGAGCGUCGGGUCAUUGUACCGGCCGACCCGACCCUGUGGACGCCCGAGCACGUGCGCCAGUGGCUCGAGUGGGCUGUGAAGGAGUACGGCCUCCUCGAGGUCGAGCCGGCUCUUUUCCAGGCCGUGGACGGCAAGGAGCUCUGCAAGAUGAGCAAGGAGGACCUCAUGCGUCUCACGACGGCCUACAACGCCGAAGUGCUGCUGUCGCACUUGAACUACCUCAGGGAAAGCAGCUCCGCGUUCGCCUACCCCAACGCGUCGGCUUACUCGGAGCAAGCGGCGAGACUCGCCACGAAGCCAGACCCAUCUUCAUAUGACAGCAUCAGGCGCACAGCGACUUGGACAGGCGCUCCCACCACCCCAACCACUAAAGGGAGCACUCCCAGCGUGCAGAGUCUAAACAAAUCCACCGAGGGGCGCACACAACCUGAUCCCUACCAGAUCCUCGGACCGACGAGCAGUCGCCUAGCGAACCCCGGGAGCGGCCAGAUCCAGCUGUGGCAGUUCCUCCUCGAGCUGCUCUCCGACAGCUCCAACGCCAACUGCAUCACGUGGGAGGGCACCAACGGCGAGUUCAAGAUGACCGACCCGGACGAGGUGGCGCGCCGCUGGGGCGAGCGCAAGUCCAAGCCCAACAUGAACUACGACAAGCUGAGCCGCGCGCUGCGCUACUACUACGACAAGAACAUCAUGACCAAGGUGCACGGCAAGCGCUACGCCUACAAGUUCGACUUCCACGGCAUCGCGCAGGCGCUGCAGCCGCACCCCACCGAGUCGAGCGUCUACAAGUACCCGUCGGAGCUGUCCUACGUGUCGCCGUACCACGCGCACCACCAGCAGAAGAUCAACUUCGUGUCGCAGCACCCGCCGCCCUCGAUGCCCGCCACCACCUCGAGUUUCUUCGCGGCCGCCGCGCCCUACUGGAGCUCGCCGGCAGCCGCCGGCAUGUACCCGGCGCCGCCCGGAGUGGCGCGGCACCCCAGCCCCCACGUGCCCUCGCACCUGGGCACCUAUUAUUGAGCGUGCUGGUGGUGAUGGGCGUGGUGGUGGGGGAUCAGGAGGGUCGGGAGGUGGUGGCGGUAGCGUGCCAUGCCGAGUGGUUGGUAGUGGGUUUCUGUAGUGGUUGUAGUAGUAGUGGUGGUAAUCACCUGUGCCGGACUUGCAAUUUCCUGUGGGUUGGGAGGGGGGGGGAGAAGCAAUUUUACAAAGUGUACCCAAAAAAGUAGUUCCUGUGUGGGGUUAGGCCACAACCUACGCGACGUCACUGGGUGGAUGGGACAACGUCGCAAGGCACAACUUGCUUGCAACUCCCUCCCCCUUUCCCCUCCCCCCAUCGCCCUCCAUUCGCCCCACUCCCGCAACGUUGGGCCGAUGCUUGCAAAUGAGCACUGAUGCGGUGAGAAUUUAAGAAUGAAUAGCUUGACCAGAUAUUGAUGACAUUUUCUAUUCAGGUCACGUCAAAGUCAAAAGUGUUUUCCGGCUCAGCUGACCAAUGUUUUUCCGCGCAUAUUUUGUCUUCAUCACCUCUGAGCCAGUGGUGACAAUUCCACAUUCCCAUGACCGGGAGCAGUCCAUUGCACAUGACGACCACCGCUAGGACUUCCCACAGAGUGGUGGUAGUCGUUUUUAGCGAGCCCACAGCUGCGAUGGGCUGCCUCGGAAUGAAACGCUCCAGUCAGGCGCUCCAUCCACCGGGUCACCAGCACAGGAUGUAUCCCAAGUACUGUAAUUUCAGACGUUUGGUAACGAACACACCCCCUCCCUAUUGUAGUGUCAACCCUGUGUGAGGAGCGGGGGUGGGGGGGGGGCGCAGUUUGCUUUGCGUAGCUCGCUGUCCCACCCACAGUCCCGCGUUGCGGGCCAGAUGAUUUGUGCCACCGUUUCUUCUGGGUACACUUUGUAAAGAUGCGGAGAGAAGAGCAACGAGAGACGAUGAAGUCUGCACCACCGCCGCCACCGCCACCAUCGCAGCAACAACAACAACAACCAGACAUGUCUGCCUGUCAGCAACAGCAACAACAAAAGCUGAAUGACCCAGGCACAGUGAACAAAGAUUGACAGCGCGUGACAAUACCAAGCGUCUCCUUGAGACAGGAACAAUGAUUUUUAAGAGACUUUUUUUUUUAAAUGGCCGCUGUCGUCUUCAAGCAAGCGCCUGCUUGACCUCCUUGAACUCAAAGAGGUGCACCUCCUCCACUGGAUUUGUAAUACUGUACCGUAAACGUGAGAAGAAUAUCCCUUGACGGAGCGCACUCACUCGCCACCAAAGUUCUCAAUGUGAUGUUGUGUGUAGAAAAAAACAAAUUAAACGCAAAGCAGCAUUUGUAAGGAGUUGUGUAUCAGGCACGACGGAAACUUGCCUCGUGUGCUGCGUAGUUGCACUGAAAUGCGGAAAAGGGAAGAAAAAAACACAACCCCUCUUGUUACCCCAACUUAUUUUGUCGACCGCGCAUAGAAUAUCCCAAGGACAUAGAACCAUUGCUCUCACAAUCCUCAUCGUGUACUGUACAAUAUUAUUCGAAGCGCGCCCCAGUGUGGAAUGAUUUUGUCGUCGUCGUUUUCGUAAUUAAAAAAAGAAGCCUCUCUUCCACCACCACUUUGUGAAAACAACGAAUGCAAGGCAUUACAAGGUAUUACCCGCCCGUCUCCGCAGCCUGCGAGCACAAUCAACGCGUCGUGUAUCAGUUACUGAAAAGUGCCUUUCUUUCUCUCGUGUUCCCCAUUUUGUGUGUGGGUUAAGAUCAGCAGCAAAAAUACGGCCGUAUUCGGGGUAUUAACAAUACGAAUAAUGACCUUUUAAAAAAAAAAUAACUAUCCCGGAAAGAAGAAACCUCACCGAGUCUCAAGACUCUCUUUUUUUGUAUUCAAGGAGGAUCCUGCUGAGGCUCGGGCUGCCCAAGAGGUUUCUUUGAGGCCCGUGGGCAGAUUGCCACACAGGUUGGAGAGGGGGGGGGCUGUUAUUCAUGAGCAACAACAAGAACAUUAGGCCAGUUGUUGAGAGGGGUGGGCGGGUGCUUUUUGGUUGAGUCCUGGUGGCAAAUUGCCCUCAUUUUGCUCUGACCCCCCCCCCCCGCCACACAGACCCAGAUUUACAAGAAUUGGGUGGCGUCGUGCGGGAGUGAAAUCGAGCGAAGAGUCCAGGACAAAACACACCAGGCAUACGACGGGGGGUGGGAGAUGGGGGUGGGGGUGACACUUUGGAGAUGUAUAAAAUAUGUGAGCACAAGGAGGAGAAAAAGAAGCCACUUGUCAGUCCGACCCCGUCGUUUUUGUUGUUAAAAGUGCUUCAAAGAGCCGACGUUUUUUUCUUCUUCUGCUGUAACCGAAUUAUUCACCGCUGAUUGCAUUGAACCCCCGGUUAGAAUCCGCCCCACAAUGUCCCCUCAGCAAACGCACGUACACGAACGCUGGGCGUUUGUAAAAACGUCACUUUCACACAAAAAAAUAUUAAAAGAAAAAGGCCAAAAAAAUAUCUUUAUACACGUGCCUUGAUUUUUUUAUUGUUAUCUGUUUUAUUGUUGUGUUUUUAAACAGAGAUGACUAAUUAAAUUAUGCAUUAAAUAUUAUUUGCUAACUCCGCUACGUGACGAGUUGAACUCGGGCUUAUAUUUGCUAACACACGAUGCGUGCAGAUGUUUUUUUUUGUGUAUCUAUGUAACGUAUUCCAUGCCAGGGUUUCCACCCCCCAAACUCCAGUCCUUGACACCCACCGUGCCAAGCCAUCCAACGCCCCCCUCCCACCCGCAAUCUCCAUUUACAAAAAUCCAAAUUAAGUAAUGACAUGCUGCGCGCCCCUGAUGAUUGGCAAACUGGUACCACGAGCCAUAGAGCGUGCUGAAUCAAAUUAAGAUCGACAAUGCUGCUGCUGCUGUGUGUGUGCACAUCUGUUUGCCCUUGACGUAAGAACGUUGACUCGAGUACAGGAGAAAUGUCGUGUUCUUGGCUGUGCUGCGUGAUGCAGACAGCGCCCAGCAAUUUGACUCGGUGCUCUCCGCGUCGCGUUCUAAACGUGCGCAGCAAUCAUCCGGCGCGUGCGGUGUGCAACCCAACAAUUGCAUUUUGAACGGAGUAGGCCGGUGAACUUGGAAGGAAAGGAGGCGUGAGUUUGAAGGAAAACGAGUUCAUCAUAACCCCCUGUUAAAGGACCGAAGACCACCACAGCAAUUUCUGCACAAUUAUUUGACCAGCCUGAUUUAAACUCAAACCACAAUGAACGAUUUAACAAAUGUAUAGACUGUCGGAAAGAGUUUUUUUUUUAAACCAAACCAGAGCCGUAUUUGUAAAGGGGUGUUUCGCCUGAAGCUGCGUCGUGGGCGGACGUUGACGGCGGCGUUGUGGUGUAAAACUAAAUCGUGGUCUUAUUUUUCUACGUGUGUCAAUGUUUGUCGUGAGCCGCGCAUGCGGUUAACCCAAGGCAGCCUGCAUUAAGCUAAUGUGACAAUCUUGUAUUAUACGUGCUAAAUGCAAUUUAAUAAACGACAAUAAUAAUAAAAAAACCCAACCUAACAAGCCUC